GUUCCCUUGGUAACUCCUGUCUGCCUGAUAUUUUCUUGAUUAAAGUAAAAUGAAAUUGCCAAUAAGUCUCUUCAUUUUCCAAAACGCUGUUUUUCUUCUGUUUUUCAACGAUUCAUUUUGCGCACCAUCACAAACAAGCGGAAAACGGAUAAAACAUCAGAUUUCAGUUGAAACUGGUGUAGAGAAUUCUUAUACCAGGAAUGGCGAUUCGAUUCUCACGAAUGAAGAGAAUUUAUACGACAUGGAACAGCUUAUAAGAGACUUGGAGCUACGCGAUAAACAAAGCAAUGAUUUGGUGCAAGAAUUCAAAAAUCUGGGAGAUUAUUUUACAAAUUCCGAGGAUAGUACUAAACCAAAUCAAACCAUUUUAUUUGAAGUAAAAGCCGUGUGGCAACGUAUAAUUGACAGUAAUUUGAGUGAAUUUGCAGAUUACUUCACUAACCUCGAGUUGAGAAAGGAAAUGGCUCGAAUACUUUUCAUUGCCGGAGAACGCUUCUGCGAGUCUCCAGAUGAAACGUUUUUUAACGGUCAAUGUCUUCCUAUUGGCAGUAGUGAACACUGCCCAUCAGAAAAUAUGUCACUAGUCGACGGACCAGACAACAAUGGAUUUUGUGAUUGUCUCGACACAAAAGGAGAGAACAAUUUACAGAUAAUUUUUUCGGAUCAAACUGGCCGAUGCUAUUCACAAAAUACUCGGGGUCCUUGCAACGUUGGUGAAUGGUUCGUGCUGAAUGACAUUCCCCGUUGCGAAUCCAUUCCAAAUGAAUGUCCAGAUGAUGGUCGACACGUCUACGGAUAUAUGAAAACCGAUUUAAAUUCGGAUUCUUCUUCAGAAGCAGGCUGCUGGGAAAUAGGGAGAACAUGUCCUGAUGAAGUGUCAGUAGUGCAGGUACAUGUACACCAGCAAGACGAUUACGGAAACUUGGAUGUAUUCUGCUUGUAUGACUGGAAGCUACGCCUCAAACAACUCGAGGAUUUGGUGCAAGUGUUCAAACAUCUGACAGUUCAUUUUACAAAUUCUGUUGAGUCGAACCAACUAGUAAACCAAACCUUUCUAACUCAAGUAAAAGACGUGUGGCAACGUCUGGGCGGCAGCAGUGUUUUAACGGAUGCUUUGCAUCGUCAUUUAGAUGACGUCACUCAGUUUGACCUGAAAAAGAACAUGGCUCGAAUACUUUUCACUGCCCGGGAACGCCUCUGCGAGUCUCCGGAUGAAACAUUUUUCAACGGACAGUGCCUUCGUGUUUACAGUGAUGAACUAUGUGGAAAUAUGGGUCAUGCACAAUUAGUCGACGGACCAGAUAACAGAGGGUUUUGUGAUUGCCACGGCACAGGAGACAAUAAUUUAAAGCAAAUUUUUUCGCAUCAAACUAGUCAAUGCUAUUCACAAUAUACUCGGGGUCCUUGCAACGUUGGAGAAUGGUUCGUGCUGAAGGACAUUCCCCGGUGCGAAUCGAUUCCAAAUGGAUGCCCAGAUGAUGGUCGACACGUCUACGGAAAUAUCAAAGCCAAUUUCACUUCAGAUCCUUCAACAGAAGCAGGUUGCUGGGAAAUAGGACAAAAAUGUCCUGAUGAAAUGUCAGUAGUGGAGGUGAAGCAACAUAAAGAUAGAAACUUUGAUGUAUUUUGCUCAUCUUUUUACAAUGGAUUCAUUGCUUCCUCAAUUGUUCCGAAUUCCUUAGUUGUUCAUAAGCCAUGUCGUAAAGGUUUGCUGAGUAGCAGAGACGGCAAUUGUGUGCGUGGGUUUUUUGGGUAAAAACUAAUUUAUUGUUUUUUUUGAAUGUCCGUUGGAAUUACUUUAACUCCAUAUACUUUCACAUCAACUUCUCCUUCUGGCCUUCUGGUGAAAUUUUUCGAUGAUCAUUUAAAUUUAAUACAUGAUAUACAUCAGUA
Daphnia pulicaria is the source of this 1893-nucleotide messenger RNA. RefSeq lists its product as uncharacterized. The coding region runs from base 50 to 1756 and encodes 568 amino acids. NCBI's taxonomy places the organism in Eukaryota, Metazoa, Arthropoda, Branchiopoda, Diplostraca, Daphniidae. The record is from RefSeq and is a predicted model, not a curated record. The transcript is spliced from 7 exons.